AUGAUGCUCGAAGAGAAAUACAUCGGUCUGGCGCUGGCGAUAACAUCCAGUUUAGCCAUCGGUGUUAGUUUUGUUAUAACCAAAAAGGGUCUGCAACAAGCAGAAGAAAGACUGGGCUUCGAGGGCGAUGGAUUCGUGUACCUCAAGAACCCACUUUGGUGGGCUGGCAUAGGAACCUUGGUCCUCGGGGAGAUAUGCAACUUUGCUGCAUACGCUUUCGCACCAGCUAUUCUUGUCACGCCAUUAGGAGCCCUCUCGGUCCUGAUUGGCGCGAUUCUCGGCUCAUACUUCCUCAACGAACUGCUGGGUAUACUCGGCAAGCUCGGUAGCGCAAUAUGCCUGAUAGGCGCCGUCAUCAUCGUGCUCCACGCGCCGCCAGACAAGGAGAUCACUACCAUCGAUGAGAUUCUGAACUACGCCAUCCAGCCAGGCUUCUUGCUCUACGUUUUCUUCGUGACUGUAUAUGCUACCUUUAUGAUCUACUGGGUAGCACCCAAGCACGGCAAGAAGAACCCGCUCAUCUACCUGUCCAUUUGUUCGCUGGUCGGCUCCGUCUCCGUCAUGUCAGUCAAGGCCUUCGGCAUCGCGCUGAAGCUGACCUUCAACGGAAACAACCAAUUCUCUCACCCAUCGACCUAUGUGUUCAUGAUCAUUACCGUCGUCUGUAUCCUGAUUCAGAUGAACUACUUCAACAAGGCACUAAGCCAGUUCCCGACAAACAUUGUCAACCCGCUAUACUACGUCACCUUCACGACCGCAACCCUGUGCGCGUCCUUCAUCCUCUUCAGCGGCUUCAACACCACAGAUCCAGUUGGCACUCUUUCGCUCCUCUGUGGCUUCCUCGUGACUUUCACUGGUGUCUACCUCCUCAACCUCUCGCGCACCGACCCAACGGGGAUGCGCCUGGCCAACGGGCAAGGCGGCGACGACGCGACAGGCACCGACAUGGUUUCAUCGAUCCAGACCCGCAUGAGCAUGGAGGCUCGUCGCAGCCUGAGCCACCGCCGCAUGAGCGCGGGCAGCAGCACGCAUACCGGCGACAGACAGGGUCUCAUGCGGGCCUACGACGAAGAGGAGGCGGCCGGCCUGGGUCUCGGAGACCUCGCAAACGACAGCGACGAAGGUAGCGGCAGCGGCAGUGCAAGCAAUGGUAAGAAGAUGAACGGGAAUGGCGAGCCGAAACGCUACGACGCCUCAAUAGAGCUUCAAACGAGGAGGCAGCCCGAGAGGUAA
Pyricularia pennisetigena is the source of this 1233-nucleotide messenger RNA. RefSeq lists its product as uncharacterized. Gene Ontology annotation, biological process: magnesium ion transport. Gene Ontology annotation, cellular component: membrane. NCBI's taxonomy places the organism in Eukaryota, Fungi, Ascomycota, Sordariomycetes, Magnaporthales, Pyriculariaceae. The transcript has 6 exons. The record is from RefSeq and is a predicted model, not a curated record. Gene Ontology annotation, molecular function: magnesium ion transmembrane transporter activity. The coding region runs from base 1 to 1233 and encodes 410 amino acids.